AUGACGCCACACCGAGCUCCAGUCGAAGACCAUCGCGUAUGUCGCGUCUGCCUUGCGCGGUUAUUACACUCUGAAGAUGUUAGUCACUUUUAUCCAUCUCACGAGAAUCCUUCUUCUCGGUCUGGGGCAUCCAGUAGACUUCGAGAAACUUCCGCGGCUCCAUCGAGGGCAAAGACGAGCAAAACGAGUCAAUCGCGCAUCGUGAGGACGUUUGAAGAGGUGACAAAUGUUGUUCCUACAGAAGAAUUGUACGACGAGAUGGAGUGUAGCAUAUGCUCUCAUGUUUUAGGCUGUCCUCAGACCAUCGUACCGUGUGGACAUUCUUUCUGCGGCCCAUGUGCAUGGGAAUGGAUCAAACUUCACGAGAACUAUACUUGCCCUCAAUGUAGGGCAGAAGUCUACCGCGAAUACCCUUAUAUCCCCAACAUCGUCCUAGACCAGAUCAUCGAGCGUAAAUUGCGCUCUCUGAGACCCGGCAAACAAAAAGAUGAUUAUCUGGCAGAAAGAGAGGCGAAACUUAAGUAG
Tremella mesenterica DSM 1558 is the source of this 525-nucleotide messenger RNA. RefSeq lists its product as uncharacterized. The coding region runs from base 1 to 525 and encodes 174 amino acids. Gene Ontology annotation, biological process: mitotic cell cycle checkpoint signaling; ubiquitin-dependent protein catabolic process; protein ubiquitination. Gene Ontology annotation, cellular component: nucleus. The record is from RefSeq and is a predicted model, not a curated record. Gene Ontology annotation, molecular function: metal ion binding; ubiquitin-protein transferase activity. The transcript has 5 exons. NCBI's taxonomy places the organism in Eukaryota, Fungi, Basidiomycota, Tremellomycetes, Tremellales, Tremellaceae.